Messenger RNA from Paramecium sonneborni, 956 nucleotides. NCBI's taxonomy places the organism in Eukaryota, Ciliophora, Oligohymenophorea, Peniculida, Parameciidae. The record is from the annotation of a GenBank genome assembly.
AUGAAUUCAAUUGGAUUGAUUUUAUUAAUGAUAUGUUUGGUGGUAGGAUAAGAUUUUACACCAUUGGAUGAUUUCGUUGAAUAACAAAUAUACUAGAAGAGAUUUCCAGGUGCUGUGAUUGGCAUACAUUUAAAUAUGGAAGAACUGAAUAUGCAGGUGAUCCAGAAGACUAACCUCUUUUGAAAACAUCAAUAUUUGAUUUAGCAAGUGUAAGUAAAGUAGUUGAAUGUACAACAGCAGCAAUGAUGCUUUGGGAAAAAGGUUAAAAUAUAUUUAAAUCGAUUAAUAGGAAGAUUAAACAUUGAAGAGAGUGUUCAAUACUAUGUACCAGAAUUUCCACAUUCAACUGUUAGAAUACGACAUUUAUUAUUACAUAAUUCAGGUUUGCCAGCAGAUGCUCCUUUAGGAAAUAGAAUGUGGACAAAAGAAGAAGUCUUGGAUUGGUUAUAUACAAAAAGUACUUUAUUAUAAGCACCUGGAGAAAAAUACAUUUAUAGUGAUUUGAGUAUGGUUACACUUCAAUAAGUAAUAGAAAGAAUCACAGAAUAAAAAUUAGAUGUUUAUUUAGAUGAAAAUAUUUUUAAAACUCUUUAUUUGUAAUCAACUAUGUUCAAUCCUUCCUCUGAUUUAAAGUAAUAAUAACUUAAAUUAGAUAUCGUAUACUUCCAACAUAAAGAGAUGAAGUUGUUAGAAAGAGAUUGAUAUGGGGAGAAGUACAUGAUCCAACAGCCUAUAACUUAGGAGGAGUUUCUGGUAAUGCUGGAUUAUUUUCUACUGUCUACGAUCUUAUAAAAUUUAUGCAAAUGAUGUUAGGGAAGAACUCAUUAUUUAAAUACCAAACAUUAUUAUAACAUAUCAAAAUAGUAGAGCUUUAGGUUGGGAUACAGUUCCUAUUCAAACUUAUCUAAAAAUUCAUUCGAACACACUGGAUAUAUAAGCACUUCUGUUUGGGCUGA